This is a messenger RNA of Aegilops tauschii subsp. strangulata, 2745 nucleotides long. The record is from RefSeq and is a predicted model, not a curated record. Lineage: Eukaryota; Viridiplantae; Streptophyta; Magnoliopsida; Poales; Poaceae.
AUCAACGAAAAAAAUAGCACGCUAUUUCGCGGUUAUAGCGCGGUUAUAGCAUAUUCGGAAGGGAGACGUUACGUUUUGACAAAAUCGGCCGCUACGGCGCUAAUCGCGUAAUUAGCGCGCUACACACGCUAUAACGUUGUAGCGUUUUAACGUUAUAACGUGCAGACCAUGCAAAACUAAAAUAAGCACAGCCCAGCAGGCCCACUCCUUUUAUCAGUCUCCCAUCUAACCGGCUAACCCUAGUUCUCACAUCUCAUCCCCUUCCCAGUUCCCAGCCCAGAUGAGCGGCGGCGGCGGCGGCAACAUCUGGGCGUGAGCGCCGGCAGCGACAACAUCUAGUCAUCAGCACGGCGGCAACAUCUUCACGUGAGCAGCGGCGGCAUCAUCAUCUCGCGGCGGCGGCGUCCUCCAUGUCGACUCCAUCCUAUUCCUAGCACGGACGGGCGAUGUCAACCGCACCGUCGGCAAGUCAACCACCAGGCAUUGGUGCUUCAAGCACAGCAUCAACGGUGCAAGGAGAAGCUGCUGUUGUGAAUGUGAAAUCAAAAGACCCAGGAUGGAAAUAUUGCAGUUGUCCUGACGAAAACAAGAGGAAUUCUUUGAAGUGCAUUUUCUGUAAUCAUGUGUACACCAAUGGUAUUACUCGAAUCAAGCUCCACCUUGCAAACAUUCCAACUUCCGGUGUUGUUCCCUGUACAAAAGUGCCAGCUGAUGUAAGGGAUGAAAUCACUGAGUUUUUGACAAAGAAGGGUGAUAAAAAGGCAGCAAAAAUUUCAGAGCAGAAGAGGAUUAGAUGUGAAGUGGACUUGAGCCACUCAGAGGGGGAAGGUUCAAGUGAUGAAGAUGGUAGAAGCAAUUCUGUUGUUAUGCUUAAGUCGGCGAGAGGCAAAACAUCUAAAUCCACAGGUGGGCCUAUGGAAAAAUUCUGCCAACUAUCACCUGAAGAUGCUAACGCUGCAAGGAAGGAAAAAUCUAGUGAGAGCAUCCAAUUAAAGUUGACAACUGGGGAGAGACUGAAGAAAAGGAACCGUGCUUGUGAGUACAUAUGCCAGUUCUUCUAUGAAGCAUGCAUUCCCUUCAAUUCAGUCACACUUCCAAGCUUUGCCCUUAUGCUUCAGUCAGUUGGACAAUACGGCGAAGACUUGCCAGGUCCUAGUCCUUAUGAAAUGGGUGGCCCAUUCUUGAAGAAGAGAAAGAAGAAAGUGAUGGAAUCCUUCAAAGCACACAGGGAAGCUUGGGAGCUCACUGGAUGUACAAUCAUGACAGAUGCGUGGACCGACAUAAGAGGAAGAGGGGUAAUGAAUCUGGUAGUCCAUAGUGCAUAUGGUGUGGUUUUUCUCGAUUCUUUUGAUUGUUCAGCUGUGAAGAAAGAUGGCAAGUACAUCUUUCAGCUUGUAGAUGAUUGCAUUGAAGAGAUUGGGGAGAAACAUGUAGUUCAAGUGGUGACUGAUAAUGCAAGUGUGAAUCAAGCAGCAUCAACUUUGUUGAAUGCAAAGCGGCCCAACAUAUUCUGAAAUGGUUGUGCUGCCCAUUGUAUUGAUUUGAUGCUAGAGGACAUCGGUAAGCUGCCAUCAGUUGACUCCACUAUUACAAAAGCUAGAGCUGUGACGGUUUUCCUUUAUGCACACACAAGGGUUUUGAGCCUAAUGAGGGAGUUCCUUGGGAAAGAUCUGGUUAGGUCCGGUAUUACUAGGUUUGCUACAGCAUACUUGAACUUGGAGAGCAUGCUGGAUAACAAGAAGCAACUCCAGAAGCUAUUUAGAUCAGAUCAACUUGAUGAAAUGGGCUAUCUAAAAAAGGCUAAAGGAAGUGAAGCCAACAAAACUGUGCGCUCUGAAUUUUUUUGGAGAGGAGUAGAUAUUGCCGUGAAGUUCUUUGAACCAUUGGCUAACUUGCUAAGGAGAAUGGACACUGAUGUACCAGCUAUGGGAUUCAUAUACGGCGCCUUUUUGGAUGCAAAGAAAGAGAUCUCAGCCAAGUGUGAAAAUGAACAACAACGAUCUUGUUUUCAAGAAGUGUUGGAUAUAGUGGAUAAAAGAUGGGACAACAAAUUGAAGAGGCCGCUACAUAGGGCUGGAUACUUCUUAAAUCCAUACUACUUUUAUGAAAACAAGCUACAAAUUUUGUUGGAUCCAACAUUUAAAGAUGGGGUUGUAAGUUGCAUGGGAAAAAUGGUGGAAGAUGUUCUCCUUCAAGACAAAAUCACGGAUGAGCUUAAGGCAUAUCAAGGUGAAGAGGGGUCAUUUGGAAGAGACAUUGCUAAAAGGCAGCGGAAAAACAAAAACUUUGAUCCAGGUGCAUAUUUACAUUUAAUUUUUUCUCCAUUCUCAAGUCAGAACUUGCAAUGCUUUCUUAACUCCGGUUUUUACUCUUAAUGAAGCUGAUUGGUGGUCCAAUCAUGGGUCAAGUGCACCAAAUCUCAGGGUAUUGGCGAUGCGGAUUUUGAGUUUGACAUGCAGCUCCUCGGCUUGUGAGAGGAAUUUCAGUGUUUUUCAGCAGGUCAGAAAGAUGCAUGCCAUAUGUCAACUUGUUUAUUGUCUAUCCAUGUGUUGAUUGAAGUAGAAAGAUCCUUGACAUACGUUUUAGUACUUAUAGUAGGACUAUUUGGUGCUUGUCAAUUGUCAUGCUACCUUGAGCAUCAUGUUUGAAUCUUAACCAGUAUCAUGUUUGAACAACUCAUAACCAGAAUAGUCUUUUGCUUUUAAGAAGAGGAAGAAGAAUGUUAACCAGAAUAGUCUUUUGCUU